UUCUACUGUGCGCUACCGUAGAAGCCACUGCUUUCACGAAGGUUCCCCCAUCUCCUCUGCUGCCUGCCGGAGUGCCGGAACAUGUCAAACACACACUGCUGCAGCAGACCAAGGCAAGAAAUGAACGAAGGCACAUCACAUGGUCCGGGUCAUCAUCACACACGCUCGCACCACAUCAUCGUUUUCUGCGUACUGUAAGUACGCCAGAGAGACCAAACCAAACCCGUCUUCUGCUUCCCGUCUCCGGCCGCGGAGGAAGGAGUACCUAUAAAUACGCUGCCUCGCCCGCCGCGAACCCGCGCAACAGCGCGCCAGCCAACGACCAAGUGCAAACGGCGAUGGAUUUCAAGCGCACCACCACGGAGCCUCCGGCGGCGGCAACUUCGCCUUCGGCUUCGCCGUCGCUCGGGUCGUCGGGGCAGCAUCCGUCCCCGCCGAAGCGGCCGGCGGGGCGGACCAAGUUCCAGGAGACGCGGCACCCGGUGUUCCGCGGGGUGCGUCGGCGCGGCCGGGCCGGGCGGUGGGUGUGCGAGGUGCGCGUCCCGGGCAGCCGCGGGGACCGCCUGUGGGUGGGCACGUUCGACACCGCCGAGGCCGCCGCGCGCGCGCACGACGCCGCCAUGCUCGCGCUCUGCGGCGACGCCGCGUGCCUCAACUUCGCCGACUCCGCUUCGCUGCUCCACGUCCCGCGUCCCGCCGCCGACCCCUCCGCCGCUGUGGGCCUCCCCGACGUCCAGCGCGCCGCCACCGAGGCCGUCGCCGGGUUCAUGCUGCAGCGCCAGCGCGGCGGGCACGACGCGCCCGCCGCUGCCUCGCAGGACAAUGCCGCUUCGGCUUCGGCGGCGGCGGCGGGCGUGGACCACGCCCACGCGCCACGUGCCGUGGGGCCGCCGGCGGUGGACAGCUUGCUCGAGCUGGAUGUGUUCGGCGGCAUGGACGACGCCGGCUCCUACUAUGCGAGCUUGGCGCAGGGGCUGCUCAUCGACCCGCCGCCGCCCGCCGUGGACUGCCCCGACGAGGAUGAAGAUUGCGGCGCCGGUGAGAUGGAGCUGUGGGGCUAGCCGAGCGUAGCGCCCCCGGCCGUGAUCCGAAGAUCCGAGUAGGAGUAGAGAGCAGAGGAUUAACGCUGUGCGUUUCCCGCAAACAAAACAAUCUGUUCGUUUCUUUUUUAUGCUUUUGUUUCACACGCUUAGAAUUUAGAAAAUAGAAAUCUUGCCGUUCUCUCUGGAUUGGCUAGAACUAGAAAUACUACAUUGCAUGUUUGCAUUUGAGAAGGUUUAUUUCGACGGGCUUUAGACAUGCCCAAACUUGGGCUAGGUUUUCCCGUCUUUGAAUCAACCAUUUUUUGUUAAACCGAACAAUGUAUUGAAUAAACAGUCAGUAAAUCCAGUAUGUGGAAA
Sorghum bicolor (sorghum) is the source of this 1400-nucleotide messenger RNA. Its product is annotated as dehydration-responsive element-binding protein 1J. Gene Ontology annotation, biological process: regulation of DNA-templated transcription. Gene Ontology annotation, molecular function: DNA-binding transcription factor activity; DNA binding. The transcript has a single exon. The coding region runs from base 339 to 1061 and encodes 240 amino acids. The record is from RefSeq and is a predicted model, not a curated record. NCBI's taxonomy places the organism in Eukaryota, Viridiplantae, Streptophyta, Magnoliopsida, Poales, Poaceae.